AUGAGGAUCGACAUCCUCAACACCGUGCGGGAGGAGAUGCGAGAUCAGGUGACGGUCAUCAUCUCCAGCCUUGAUAACCUCAUGGUGGUGGCGACGCUGAUGCUCUCAAUCGGCUUUGGUUUCGUGGUGGAGGGAACUUUCCCACCAGCAGAGAGUGAUUACGACUAUGACGAGACCCAGAAGGUGUUCCUUGUUGCGUAUGCGAUACUGGCGGCCUUAGCUCUGGUCUUUCCACUUUUCUGCCUGAUGCUGACCAUCGCGGCCCGCUUCGAAGUGGAGCUCUGCCAGCAGGACGUCAUGGGCGACUUGCAGAAGCAGCUCGGCCCCCUUUCUUGCUCACAGGGCUUUCGAGCUGAACGAGUUUGA
Molecule: messenger RNA, 366 nt
Organism: Symbiodinium natans
Lineage: Eukaryota; Dinophyceae; Suessiales; Symbiodiniaceae
Source: the annotation of a GenBank genome assembly